AUGUGUGGCUGGGAAGAGAUCAUCUACACCUGCGACCGCAGACACAGCAAGCUGCGCAGGACCAAGUACUCGUGUGAUGUCUACAGGCGUUACGUCUAUGGCUUCUGCGAGUUCGACGAGCGCUAUGACCGCCGCCGAGUUUCCCAAUACCACUCCAGCGGGAUGUGCGACGAGUGCAACGCGAUAUUCCAGCGCCGACAUGUAUUAGUACGCGAUGAUUAUCAGGGCGUGACGUUGAACACCACACGGAUAGAGGAGGAAGCUCGGUGCUUUCAGCACUGGGCAUAGCUUUUGGGGCGAUCUUCGGUUUCUUUUUAUUGUCUGUUUGCUUUUAUGGAGAGGGUACGAUAGAUUUCACAAUGACCACGAACACAACGGCAUACACUGGGUGAUUCGGGGGUUAGAUUUGGCCAGCAUCACUGCACUAUGGGGAGGGGGAUGAUGUGGAUUGGAUUUCAGUUGGAUUUCGGUUUUUGUACACUUGGUGUGUUAUGUUCGAUAGACUUUCGCUUCUUGCCACAAUAGAUAGGGAUAUUACCUGUUACUUAUU
Messenger RNA from Chaetomium fimeti, 550 nucleotides. RefSeq lists its product as uncharacterized. The transcript has 2 exons. NCBI's taxonomy places the organism in Eukaryota, Fungi, Ascomycota, Sordariomycetes, Sordariales, Chaetomiaceae. The coding region runs from base 1 to 288 and encodes 95 amino acids. The record is from RefSeq and is a predicted model, not a curated record.